AUGACUACGAAUGAUGGUGAAAAGUUUCAUGUGUGCGAAAAUAUCGACGAUUUUGAUCAUGACGUUGAACAAGGUGAAUUGAACAAGAGGGGUUGGGUGUUACAAGAACGCGCUCUAUCACGUCGAACGCUUCACUUCACGAAGGGUCAGACAUACUGGGAGUGCGGCGAGGGCAUAAGAUGCGAGACGUUCACUCAGACCGCGAAUCGUAAAGCAGCCUUUCUUGGUGACUCGGACUUUCCUAAUGCUGUUAAGUCCGAUAAGCAAGGGAGACAACUGAAGCUUUACCAUGAGUUUUACGAAAGAUACUCCUCCUUGGACCUUUCCAACAGAACGGAUAGGCCGAUGGCAAUUGCAGGGCUUGAGAAAAGACUGAUAUCAGCCUUGUGCUCUCCGGGAGGCUACGGUAUCAUGCACUUGAACUUUCCCAGGGACCUUUUGUGGCAACGUCAGGACCAGAAUCGUUCCUUAGAGCGCGUGACGUUUGAUCAUUCGUCUAGAGUACCGUCAUGGUCAUGGAUGGCUUUUCAUGGAGAGAUAAGAUAUAUGAACGUUCCAUUGGGAGACGUUAUUUGGGAAGAACGUAUUAUUUCUCCUUUCCAGCUCAGCGACUUGGCCACAGACACAGGUUACGAUACUCAGCAUCCGCAUGAGUUCAAUGCCCCGAUAUCGGUGCUGACGAGGGAAAGAGAACCUGAUACGACUAUAGACAGACCGAGACUGCUGAUACAAGACGAUAUGACCUUUUCGCUUCAAGAACCAAUCAAGUGUAUCGUCGUCGCAAGAGGCAAGAGGAACCUACAGCUGUACGCUAUUCUCGUGCACCUGGUUAAGGAAGAGGAUGGAGUUCAGAUUUUCGAGAGGUCUGGCGUGGCGUAUCUAACGAAGAACGACAUCGCAGUUGGAACCAGCGCAGAGGACCCUUGUAUAGGAAGGAUUCAAUAA
Molecule: messenger RNA, 945 nt
Organism: Colletotrichum siamense
Lineage: Eukaryota; Fungi; Ascomycota; Sordariomycetes; Glomerellales; Glomerellaceae
Exons: 2
Coding region: 1-945 (314 amino acids)
Source: RefSeq, a predicted model, not a curated record